Chanos chanos (milkfish) is the source of this 861-nucleotide messenger RNA. RefSeq names its product golgi phosphoprotein 3-like (gene golph3l). The coding region runs from base 1 to 861 and encodes 286 amino acids. The transcript has 4 exons. The record is from RefSeq and is a predicted model, not a curated record. Gene Ontology annotation, molecular function: phosphatidylinositol-4-phosphate binding. Gene Ontology annotation, biological process: Golgi organization; Golgi vesicle budding; Golgi to plasma membrane protein transport. Lineage: Eukaryota; Metazoa; Chordata; Actinopteri; Gonorynchiformes; Chanidae. Gene Ontology annotation, cellular component: trans-Golgi network; cytosol; Golgi cisterna.
AUGACGACUCUGACGCAUCGUACUCGGCGGUCAGACAGGGUGGAACAGACGCGGCGUCUGGAGGAGGAAGAGGACGGUCAGGUUGGAGGAGGAUCAGAAGAAGAGGAAGAUGACGAUUCUAAAGGUCUACGACUCACACUUAUGGAGGAGAUUUUACUGUUGGGCCUCAAAGACAAAGAGGGCUAUACAUCUUUUUGGAAUGACUGUAUUUCGUCGGGCCUGCGUGCGUGCAUGCUUAUUGAACUGGCACUGAGGGGACGCAUACACCUAGAGCCUGUCACCAUGAGGAAGAGGAGACUGCUUGAUCGCAAGGUUCUGCUUAAGAGUGAAGCUCCCACUGGAGACAUGUUGUUGGAUGAAGCUUUGAAACACAUUAAAGCCACUGAACCUCCACAAAACGUGUCGUCAUGGAUAGAUCUGUUGACUGGUGAGACAUGGAACCCAAUGAAGUUACACUACCAGAUGCGGAAUGUUCGUGAGCGGCUUGCGAAGAACCUGGUGGAGAAGGGAGUUCUGACAACGGAGAAGCAGAACUUCCUGCUGUUUGACAUGACGACCCACCCUUUGACGGACACAACGGAGAAGCAGCGACUGGUACAGCGGCUUCAGGAGACUCUUCUGGAACGCUGGACCAACGACCAUCGGCGCAUGCCGCGCCGCGCCCUGGCUCUGCUGGUGCUGGCUCAUGCGGCGGAUGUCCUGGAGAACGCACUGUCCACCCUGCCUGAUGACGGCUAUGACACAGCCUCCGCACGCUCACGCGCUCUCCUCGACGCUGAUCCAGAUGUGGAGAGCGCCAAGGUCACAAGCCCUGCCGACCAGAUGAUUUGGGCCGUUCUGGCAGCCUUCAACAAGACCUGA